AUGAACAAACAUGUUGACUCGGAGAACCGGCGCCUUGUUUGGCGUCUCCGCGGGCCAGACAAAUAUUCGGAAAUACGGCGCAUUUUGGCGCAUAUAGUUCUGUACUGCAAGCCUACAAACGCUACGGAGCUGUGCCAUAAGUUUAAGGGUGAGUCUUUGAAGUCAAUCAAACGUAUUACUGCUAAUGGAACGUCGAUGAUGGAUUGCGGUCUUGAAGGAAUUUUCAACGACCUUACCAAUAAAGAAGAUGCUUCACCAGAAAUUUCUGAAGAAGAAGAUGAUGCUAUUGAUUCACCCAUAAACUUAUCAAAAAAUAACAGUUAA
Molecule: messenger RNA, 324 nt
Organism: Cylicocyclus nassatus
Lineage: Eukaryota; Metazoa; Nematoda; Chromadorea; Rhabditida; Strongylidae
Source: the annotation of a GenBank genome assembly